GUUCAGUAUGCGCACCACAACCAAGCUUCCGUGGAAACGGAUGACAGGUGACUCGAUUAUGAGCUCGAAAGCCGAACGACAAUCGAUACGCUCGAUCCAUGAGCUAUGCUUGCGAGAAUUCCAAUAUACUUAAGAGUACUCGGGAGUCGGCGUUGCACGUCGAGUCUUGCUAAUUAACGAGACAUGGUCUGCCAGAGAACACUCCUACAGAGUAGCAUAUAACAUUUAGUGGGUUACAAAGGUCGCAUGCAUUAUUGAGUUCAUCGCAUAAGCCGUGAGUGUAGGCUGAUCUAAUCUGGUAUGUGAUCCGAGACAUGAGCUCCGGUGCCAUGGAAGUCAGUCAAACGUCACAGACCGCAGAUUCGAGCGGGACUCGACUCGACAGCCGAUGACGAGUCUAGCUGUUGUUCGUCGUCAGUUGGGAAGGUGCUGUACCCCGCGCUUCCUUCCUCCCACCGGCAAGACCAUCACCCUAGAGGUCGAGUCAUCCGACACCAUUGACAACGUCAAGAGCAAGAUCCAUGGCCCCCACACCUCAACAGGCCGCUCUGUUCGGCACGGCGUUCGCGUCGUUUUUGAACUCUGCCGAAGCUGUCGACCAGACCCUUGCCCAAGCCGCUCCUACCGCCGCCGUCUCAGCAGCCCGGCCCCGUGCCGCCACGUCCGGCGUCGCCGGAUCGCGCCCGCCCCCAGCCCAUGGCAAGGGCUUGAGCCGUGGCGCCCGGUCCCGCCGCGCCGCCGCCCUGCGCAAGGCUGCCGCCGCAGCAGCAACACCAGCAGCAGCAGCAACACCAACAGCAGCAGCAGCACAGCAACAACAACAACAACAGCAGCAGCAGCAACAGGCGCAACAACAGCAAGCACAGCAGGCGCAACAAGCUCAGCAACAGCAGCAACAACAAUUGCAAAUGCAACAGCAACAAAUACAGGCCCAGCAGCAGCAGCAGUUGCAACAACAACAAGCUCAGCAGCAACAGCAACAACAACAGCAGCAACAGCAGCAGCAGCAGCAGCAGCAGCCACAACAGCAGCAGCAACAGCAGCAACAGCAGCAACAGCAGCAGCAACAGCAACAGCAGCAGCAACAGCAGCAGCAGCAACAGCAGCAACAGCAGCAGCAGCAACAGCAGCAACAGCAGCAGCAGCAACAGCAGCAACAGCAACAGCAUCCGCCGCCCGCGCCGCUGCCACCAAAGUGGCUCGACAAGGACUACGCCGACGUCGAGAUGCCCGAGGUCCCACUGCCAGAUGACGAGGACGAGUUUUGAGAGCGUGGCGGUUUUUUUUUUAGUAUAAUUAUUUCGGUUUUUUUUUUGUCGUGGUGGCCUUUUCCCUUUUUUUCUUUUGUCUUUUCUAUUCUUUGUAUUCUUAUUUUGCUUUUUUUCUUCUCUUUGUUCUUUUUGGUUGGGCCAAAGGCCAGUAUUUUUUAUCUGUUUGUAGUUUAAUGGAAAGCAUCCCAAAAAUUAUAUGUGCCACAUGUGAACUUGCUCUUCUUCUCUGGCCUUACUCAAG
This is a messenger RNA of Aureobasidium pullulans EXF-150, 1512 nucleotides long. RefSeq lists its product as uncharacterized. Gene Ontology annotation, molecular function: ice binding. Bases 389 to 1252 code for a protein of 287 amino acids. The transcript is spliced from 3 exons. NCBI's taxonomy places the organism in Eukaryota, Fungi, Ascomycota, Dothideomycetes, Dothideales, Saccotheciaceae. The record is from RefSeq and is a predicted model, not a curated record.